This is a messenger RNA of Linum trigynum, 1530 nucleotides long. Lineage: Eukaryota; Viridiplantae; Streptophyta; Magnoliopsida; Malpighiales; Linaceae. The record is from the annotation of a GenBank genome assembly.
AUGGCUCCGACCUCAUCCCAGCAGCUGCUCCAGAGCUUCCAGUCCUCCAACCUCGAGGAAGAGGUAAGCUCGGAGCUCGAGGAGAUUCUAUCGGACACCCAAACGCCGUACCACCGGCGGCUGAGCGCCGCCACGAGAGUCGAGCUCGGGUUGCUCUUCAACCUGGCCGCGCCGGCCAUCAUCGUCUACCUCCUCAACAGCGUCGUCUCCAUGUCCACCCAGAUCUUCUGCGGCCACCUCGGCAACCUCGAGCUCGCCGCCGUCUCCCUCGGCAACACCGGAAUCCAAGUCUUCGCCUACGGCCUCAUGCUCGGGAUGGGAAGCGCGGUGGAGACUCUCUGCGGGCAAGCCUACGGAGCCAGCAAAUACGAGAUGCUCGGAAUCUACCUCCAGCGGUCGACGAUCCUCCUCGUCAUCACCGCGCUGCCGCUGAUGGCGGUCUACAUCUUCUCCAAGCCCAUCCUGAUCCUGCUCGGCCAGUCGCCGGAGAUCUCCUCCGCCGCCGCGAUCUUCGUGUUCGGGCUCAUCCCGCAGAUCUUCGCCUACGCGGCCAACUUCCCCAUCCAGAAGUUCCUCCAGUCGCAGAGCAUCAUCGCCCCCAGCGCGUACAUCGCACUCGCCGCGCUGGCGGUCCACCUGCCGCUGACGUGGCUGGCCGUGUUCCGGUGGGGGUGGGGCCUGCUCGGGGCGGGUUUGACCCUCAGCUUCACGUGGUGGCUGAUUGUGGCGAUGCAGUUUGUGUACAUAGUGACGAGCAAGCGGUGCCGGAAGACGUGGCAGGGUUUUAGCGUCCAGGCGUUUUCCGGCCUCUGGGGUUUUUUCAGGCUCUCCGCCGCCUCCGCCGUCAUGCUGUCGUUGGAGUUGUGGUACUUCCAGAUACUGGUCCUCAUCGCCGGGUUGCUGCCCGACCCGGAGAUCGCCCUCGAUUCACUCUCCGUCUGCAUGGCGAUUUUUACGUGGGUUUACAUGAUCUCCGUUGGGUUCAACGCCGCUGCCAGCGUCCGAGUGAGCAACGAGCUAGGAGCAGGGCACCCGAAGGCGGCGGCGUUCUCGGUGGUGAUCGUGACGUGGUCGUCGUUCAUAGUCGGGGUGGUCGCCGCCAUCCUGGUGAUGGCAUUCCGCGACGUGUUGAGCUAUGCGUUCACCGACGGUGAGGUCGUGGCCGCGGCGGUGUCGGAACUCAGCCCCUUCCUGGCGGCGACUCUCGUAUUGAACGGCAUCCAGCCGGUUCUCUCCGGCGUGGCCGUGGGAUGCGGAUGGCAAGCAUUCGUGGCGUAUGUCAACGUUGGUUCUUACUACGUCGUUGGUGUUCCCAUUGGGAUUCUCUUUGGCUUCGCGUUCAAUUUGGGAGCUAAGGGGAUAUGGUCAGGGAUGAUCGGAGGCACCUUCUUGCAAACAUUGAUUCUGAUUUGGAUCACUUAUAGGACCGAUUGGAAUGUCGAGGUGGACAGGGCCAAGGAAAGGCUAACAAAGUGGGAUGAUAAAAAGGAAUCUGUCCCGGAGAACCAAGAAAGAUUGUUGUCCUCUUAG